Messenger RNA from Prorocentrum cordatum, 888 nucleotides. NCBI's taxonomy places the organism in Eukaryota, Dinophyceae, Prorocentrales, Prorocentraceae. The record is from the annotation of a GenBank genome assembly.
AUGGACGACACGGAUGGGGUGACCAUUAGCCUCAAGUCCGGCACAUGCCCGGACUGGUCCUCGUUCUUCUGCGAGUGGGUGUUGACGCAGGUCUUGGCGCAGUUGACUGGCAUCAAGGCCACAGUGCCGAUCGCCGUAGUGGCGUGGUGGACGCUGUUGGGGAAUUGCCCACUUGUGCUCGGUGGGCACUCGGAGUACAUAUGCACUUGGCCAGGGUGCCUGGGGCUGACAGCAAUUAUGGUCACGGAGGUGGUGCUAGACCUCAUUCCAGGCAUAGCCUCAGUUAUGGACGUUGUUAUGGUGUUCGUGAAGCCUGUGUUCGCCUUCAUCUUGAUCGCCCAGCUGGAGCAUUCGGAACACGGCGACGCCACCAUGCUGUACGUCAUGAGGAUGGUCGGGCCCUUGACCGCAAUGGUUGUCGCGGUCGCGGAGGCCACCAUGAAGGUAGCCGUCGAUGGGGGGUCCGCAGGUACCUGCACUUGCGUGCGCUCCUUGCUGGAGACCGUGUCGAGCAUCGUCGGGACGAUUCUGUCGGCUCUGUAUUUUGCGGCGGCCUUCCUGAUAGCCAUGGGCGUCGCGGGACUCACCGUGUUUGUCUGCUGCGGGGUGCGGCGCCUCAGGAAGAACCGCCGGACGCAGAAGGCAGCCCGCCGGGCGGACUCCAACGGCAGCUGGGGUUGGGCCCGGGCAACGCGGGGCGCCGAGCUGGACAGCGACAGCGAUACCAUCAGCGACGGCAGCGAUGGCGACACGGCCUCAGCAGUGAAGACGGCAGCGGCGUCAGCGGGGCGGCGUCCGCCAGCGCCGCUGGCGUCUCGACGUCGUGCGCUCUCGACGCCGUGCGGAGGGCCUCGGCGCUGCCCGCCGGAACGACGCUGGAGGACGUGA